AUGAGCAGUGCAAAUGUUCGAACGGAUUGUUUCUUCAAUUUAAGCACUGAGGAGCGAAUUGAUUUGUUUAAGAGGAGACGCUCGCUGCUGCUUGAAACGGUCUACCGGCUCUACUAUGGGAAAUUGAUGCUCCCAAUGGCAAUGCUGGGUGUCAUCCUGACUACUCUAUACCUUGCCUCCUCCUACAAAGCGAUUUGCUCGCGACGAGUUUCUCGUAAAUGCUACGUUCUGCUAUUCAAUCGAGCGAUUGGCGAUAUUUUGUCGUGUCUCGUCGCGCUGGCUACUGUAGUCUAUGUGCUGUUCGCGCACGAAGUCAAUCGUGAUGUCGUUUUCCUCUUCGAGUCUUUCUUCAUCGGCUCCUUUUGGUCAGCAAUGGUCUCCUACACGUGUUUAUCGAUGCUGAAAUUGUACGCUGUCUGGAAACCGCUCGACUAUCGUCGGAUGAUCACGAUGAAGCGAUGCAUUUACGUCAUCGUUUUCAGCUGGCUAAUGUUUAUGGCGAUUUGUGUGAUCACGCUUGGGGUGACCGCUCUUGUCAAAGUGCCAACAUUGAACGACUGGAGUGGCUGCAAAAUGGAAACGUGUCUACGGACGAUGUACCGAACACGGAAUUUCGCGACCGUUUGCAUCUACUUGUGGACGAUUUUCGUCUUUAUCAUCACAGUGCUUCUCAUAAAACGAGCCGAGGCAUUCAGCAAUUCGUUUAAAACCCGAGAUUAUUCCACGUCAUCACAAGAAACGACAAUGACAAUGAAAACGAUAAAACAACAAAGAAACGGCAUGCCGAGGGCACGAUUUCCCCUUUGGAAACUCGGCCUUCACAUUCUCACAUUUGCCGGUUUAAACGUUUUCUACGUGGUUUGGUGCGUCGGUCUCGUUCUCAACACGGACCAGUGCUAUUUCCAGCGAAAUUACGCCGAAAUGAUGCGAAUUUUGGGUUGUGUGAGGUUAACCCUCGUCUUGCGCAUCUGUCUCGACCCAUUGCUCUCGUUUCUCACCGAUUUUCAGUUACGGCGUUGUUUCCUGCAGAUGCUCGGUAUUAAACACAAGAUCUCUUUCACCUCUCCAUCAGGGAUUCUCAAAAGGGAAGCGUUUACGAAUGAGGAAUCGACUGAUGGUCAACAACAUAAAAAUCAUCAUGAUCGAGUGGACUGCGUCUCCUCAUUCGGCACUCAAAGUACCUCGCUUUCGCCGUCUCAUUGCGAGAUCGCGAAAAGUGGGUCGACGAGGACGACAUUU
Molecule: messenger RNA, 1239 nt
Organism: Mesorhabditis belari
Lineage: Eukaryota; Metazoa; Nematoda; Chromadorea; Rhabditida; Rhabditidae
Source: the annotation of a GenBank genome assembly